Molecule: messenger RNA, 1066 nt
Organism: Capsella rubella
Lineage: Eukaryota; Viridiplantae; Streptophyta; Magnoliopsida; Brassicales; Brassicaceae
Product: putative F-box/LRR-repeat protein 23
Exons: 2
Coding region: 43-888 (281 amino acids)
Molecular function (GO): protein binding
Source: RefSeq, a predicted model, not a curated record
UAGUGUUGUCCACUGAUUUGUCAUUUCCCGAUUCUCUGAGAGAUGGCUUCAUCCUCUUCGCCGCCGUCCGUAAACUGGGCGGAGCUUCCGGCGGAGUUAAUAUCUUUGAUUCUGAUCCGUCUCACCACGGUCGAGAUACUGAAUAACGCUCAGAAGGUAUGCAGAUCGUGGCGACUCGUCUGUAAACAGCCUUCCAUGUUUCGCAAAAUCGACAUGAGAAACAACGGGACCGUUGGUUACUUCAAGGAUAAGAUGUGUCGUCACGCCGUCGAUCUCAGCGAAGGCGGUUUGGUUGAAAUCAGCAUGGAACACUACGGGGACGAUCGUCUCUUAUCCUACAUAGCCGAAAGAUCAAGUAAUCUGAGACGCCUAAGGCUUGCAAUGACCCAUCCACUAACAUCCAAGGGAUUUGUCAAUGCAGUCAUGAAAUUCCCAUUACUUGAAGACCUCGAGAUUUUUCACGGCUAUCCAGGAUUUGAUUUGAAAACUAUAGGCCAGUCUUGCCCACUCCUGAAGACAUUGAAGCUAAACCGUCCUUUUUUAACUUCGCCGGUUAAAUAUGAUGAUGAAGCCCUAGCAAUUGCUGAAACCAUGCCCAACCUACGCCACCUCGAGCUUUUUGGGAACAGGCUAACCAACUCAGGCUUGAACGCCAUUCUUGACAACUGUCUUCACUUGGAACAUCUUGAUAUACGCCGCUGCUUCAACAUUCACCUUGUCCGGGAUCUCGAGAAACGCUGUUCUGAGAGGAUCAGAGAUUUCAAACGACCUGAUGACUCAACAGCAGAUUCCUCAUAUCAUGUCACUUCCGACACUGAUUCAUCUGAAGAAGACGACGAUUUUUGCUCAGAUGAUAGCGAUGACAAUGCGUACUACUUAUUGGAGUAAAGUCAACUAUCUGUUGCUAGUGGUAAUGAGUCCUCUGUCUUUAUUAUUAGGUUGAUGUUUUGAACGGACUUGUGUGUCCCUUGUUGCUUUUGUAAACUCUUUAAGAAUGAACUGAAUUUAUCAUGUAUUGUCUUACAAUGCAAGUUAUAAAAUUUAAGAAGUCAGAGGUCUUGAUCUC